AUGAAAGAAGAAAAGAGGGUUGAGAUGAUGCAGAAUCUGUUCGGAGAUCAAUCCGAAGAAGAGAUCGAUUCCGAACAUGAGUCCAAUCCUCAGCCCAACUACGCUUCCGGUGAGAGGGAGCAAAGUUCACAGGAGGUUGAUGCACAAGAGGAAAGUGAAGCAAGAGAUAGUGAGAGUGAUAACAAAGAAGAAGGAGAGGAGGAAAGAGUAGCCACAAAGAGGAGACGAGAUGUUGUUGAGAGUGGAUCAGAGAGAUCUGGUGAAAAGCAUUAUGAGUCUGAAGAUGAAGAGGUUGAUCAGACUAGAAGUCCAAGAUCACCUAGUGAAGAGAAGGAAGAGGCUCAAGUUGCACAGUCAGACGUAAAUAUACGUAAUGUAUUUGGAUCUUCGGAUGAUGAAGAGGCAGAAGAAUAUGUUCGGAAUGACAUUGACCAGGAUGCACAUAGAUCGCUAAUCGAAGAUGAAGAGGGCUCUGAGAAGGAUCUGAGAGAUGAUAUGGUCCCUGAUGAUAUGGUCCCUGAAGAGGAACCUCGAUAUGAGUCAGAAGAUGAGCAUGUUGAAGCUAGGUACAGGGAGAAGCCAGUUGGCCCCCCUUUGGAAGUGGAGGUUCCUUUCCGCCCUCCUCCAGGUGAUCCCGUAAAGAUGAACAUGAUCAAAGUUUCCAAUAUCAUGGGCAUUGAUCCAAAGCCAUUUGAUGCCAAAACAUUUGUUGAAGAAGACACAUUUGUGACAGAUGAACCUGGAGCAAAGAAGCGUAUUCGUUUGGAAAACAAUAUUGUUCGCCAUAGGUUUGUUAAGGGUCGAGAUGGCAAAACAUAUAGUGAAAGUAAUGCUCGGUUUGUAAGGUGGUCAGAUGGAAGUUUACAGCUUUUGAUAGGAAACGAAGUACUUGAUAUAACUGAACAAGAUGCACAGCAAGACCAGAAUCACCUUUUUAUCAAACAUGAAAAGGGGAUUCUUCAAUCACAAGGAAGAAUUUUGAAAAAAAUGAGAUUCAUCCCAUCAUCUCUAACAUCGAAUUCACAUAGGCUUUUGACCGCCCUUGUUGACUCGAGGCACAAGAAGCGCUACAAAGUUAAGAACUGCGUCACUGACAUUGACCCUGAGAGGGAGAAGGAGAAGAGAGAAAAGGCGGAAAGCCAAAACCUCAAGGCUGGUACAAAACUGAGUCAGGCGAGGGAGAAAAUUAAGCGCAAGUAUCCACUUCCUGUUCAAAGGAGACAACUUUCCACGGGGUACUUGGAAGAUGCUCUUGAAGAGGAUGAAGAGACAGACCACUAUGGUUCUCACCGCUCAAACCGUGGCUAUGAAGAGGAUCUCGAAGCUGAAGCGCUCCGGGAGCGCCGUAUUAUGAACGCCAAGAAGAAAUUAAACAAUUAUUUAACCGCUUCUCCCUACCAGAGCCACAAAAGCUUUCCGGGGAGGUCUUCAAUGACUUCAGCGAGACCAUCAAGGCGUCAAGUCGAGUAUUCCGAGAGUGAGAGAGAGGAAUCAGAAUAUGAGACGGAAGAUGAGGAGGAGGAAAAGUCACCACGACCCCGUAAAAGAGGUGGUAGGGCAGAGAAGGAGCGUGGGAGUAGCCGGAAAAGGAAAGGAAUUGAGUCCGACGAGGAGGAGUCUCCACCAAGAAAAGCUCCGACUCAUCGUCGUAUGGCCAUGGUUUAUGACAGUGACGAAGAUUAA
Messenger RNA from Arabis nemorensis, 1683 nucleotides. Lineage: Eukaryota; Viridiplantae; Streptophyta; Magnoliopsida; Brassicales; Brassicaceae. The record is from the annotation of a GenBank genome assembly.